CUUUCAAAGUUCAUGCGUUCACUCUCAAAACACAGCUGUGUUCUUCAAUUAUAUAAACUUUUGUUUUAAGUUAUUAAAUUAUAAUAUUGAUCACUGACCAGAAAUAAAAUAAUAUACUACAAAUCUAGAUCUGCCCAAAAAACACUCUCCAAAAAACUUAUCUUUUCUGCCUUGUUAUAUCAGUUAUUUUAUAUCAUCUAGAUCUAUAAUUUCGUUAAGUAGGGUUUUUUUUUUUCUUUAACAAAAAAAAAAAAUGGGUGUCUAAACUUUGGACCUUGAUUUAGCAAACUUUGAGUUAUGUUCUACAGGUUCUUCUUUGAAUCUUCUUGGGAUCAUUAGAACUAUCUUCGGGUUUUUUUUUUUCCCUUUUUUGCCCUUUUCCUUUCCAAGUUGAAGGAACAAUACUAUAAAGGAGGAAGAGUUGGUCAAGUUUCCAUAAAUGGAAAGUUCUAGGAACAAGAGAGGGUAUGAGGAGGGCGUUGAAGAUGCAGGCUACAUUACAGAACUGAAGAAACCAAAGUUACCCGCUUUGGCAAGUGUUAUUGUGGAAGCUCUGAAGGUGGACAGUAUGCAAAGGCUUUCCUCAUCUUUGGAGCCUAUGUUACGCAGAAUUGUCAGUGAGGAAUUAGAGCGGGCUUUGACGAGAAUAGGGAAUGCUAAAUUGACUGGAAGGUGUUCACCACUGAGGAUACAAAAUGCAGAAGGAAGAAAUCUACAACUACAUUUCAGAACAAGAAUGCCCCCUCACCUAUUCACAGGAGGAAAAGUUGAGGGUGAGCAAGGAGCAGCCAUUCAUGUUGUCUUGCUAGAUGUGAUCUCAGGCACUGUGGUGCAAACUGGAUCAGAAUCAGCAGCCAAACUAAAUGUUGUGGUGCUAGAAGGUGACUUCAACGAGGAAGCUGAUGAGGAUUGGACCCAGGAGCAAUUUGAGAACUACGAAGUGAAAGAGCGUGAGGGGAAAAGGCCGCUUUUGACUGGGGAACUACAAGUAAUCCUCAAGGAAGGAGUGGGAACUCUAGGAGAUCUUACUUUCACUGACAACUCCAGCUGGAUUAGGAGUAGAAAGUUCAGGCUUGGUUUGAAGGUUGCUCCUGGAUAUUGUGAAGGGAUUCGUGUGCGUGAGGCUAAAACAGAGGCUUUUGCUGUUAAAGAUCAUAGGGGAGAAUUGUACAAGAAACAUUACCCACCUGCAUUGCAUGAUGAAGUGUGGAGAUUGGACAGAAUAGCUAAGGAUGGAGCAUUACAUAAAAAGUUGUUAAAGGCUGAAAUUGUAACAGUUGAAGAUUUUCUUCGACUUCUUAUUAGGGAUCCGCCAAGAUUAAGAAAUAUCCUCGGAAGCGGAAUGUCCAAUAGAAUGUGGGAGAAUACGGUGGAGCAUGCUAAGACUUGUGUCUUGGGGGAAAAACUUUAUGUUUACUACACUGAUCAAACAAAUAGCACCGGUGUUGUUUUCAAUCACAUUUAUGAACUCAGAGGUCUUAUUGCUGGCGGCCAGUUCCUCCCUUUGGAAUCACUUAACCACAAUCAAAAGGUUUUUGUGGAUUCCCUGGUGAAAAGAGCAUAUGAAAAUUGGCAUCUAGUAAUAGAAUAUGAUGACAAGGUUCUCAACACCCUUGCAAGUAGAAAGGGAGCAAAUCCCUCAAUUGCAUCAGUAAAUGAGACCAACUAUGAUGCAGAUUACUACACCACCAAUACUCAAAAGAGUAGGCAGCAGUAUCUCACCUCAGAGCCAAAUCCACAGUGCCAGAAUAAUAAUAAUAAUAAUAAUAACAACAACCAUGCAGUCCAUCAGUUGAUUGAAUUUCCCUUUGGAAGGUCUGAUCAGAAUACAGUAAUGACAAUGAAUAAUCAAAAAGCAUUAUUACCUAGUAGCAUGAAUUACGAGCCAAUUGGCAACUCUACAGAUGAGGUGUCAGGUUUUGCAGGAGAUUGGUCUCGGCCAAGGAAUGGGCAGGGAUUGGAAGAUUUCUUAGCUGAGGAAAUCCGGCUCAGGAGUUCAGAAAUGUUAGAGACUGAUGACAUGCAAAGACUGCUGAAGACAUUUGGUGUGGGUGUUGGUAUGGGAGCUGCUUUUGGUCAUUCUGAUGAGGCUUGUUAUACUUGCACCAUUCCUUAUGAUCAUCAGAUGGAUCACUCUUAUGCUCAGGAACGUGGCAAAGGCUCAGGGAAGGCGGUUGUGGGGUGGCUUAAGUUGAAAGCUGCCUUAAGGUGGGGCAUAUUUAUAAGAAAGAGAGCUGCUGAGAGAAGAGCUCAGCUUGUUGAGCUUGAUUGACUCUGAUUCUUAAACUUAUUUUAACAUCAUAUAUUUUAGCUGCUUAACAAAGGAUUGGUGCCUCAGAAAUCAUUAACCCUCGUUGGCAAACAUUGUUGCAUGAUUCCAAGUUCUGUAAUCUUUGCUAAUGUUUGGUCUGACUAUGAAAAAUAGAGUGAAGAUGAGAAGUAAAAGAAUUUCUGUAUAUGAAGUUUGAGGCCAGUUUUAUGCCAUUCUCUUUGCUCCAGGUGUAUAAUAUUGUCGUGCUUUUAACACUAAUAAUUUCAUUAGUUUUAUUCUUACAUAAAGGGAUGUAACUUUAUUUUGUAAAGUUUCAACCAAAAGAACUUGAUAUUAAUGUUUCUGAUUAUCCAAGAAAUAAGAUAUUGAAUUCUUCUCAAGGA
Molecule: messenger RNA, 2655 nt
Organism: Durio zibethinus
Lineage: Eukaryota; Viridiplantae; Streptophyta; Magnoliopsida; Malvales; Malvaceae
Product: calmodulin-binding protein 60 E-like
Biological process (GO): regulation of salicylic acid biosynthetic process
Cellular component (GO): nucleus
Molecular function (GO): DNA-binding transcription factor activity; calmodulin binding; sequence-specific DNA binding
Source: RefSeq, a predicted model, not a curated record